CGGGGAAGAGGAUUCGGCCUGUUUUGGGGUCUCCCCGCAUCGGCCAAUGGGAAAAAGCUGUUUGACGCUCUUUCCACAGGGUGCUAGGCGGCCCGUUUCCUUUGCCAACAGAGUGCUUGGGGCUGCGGGUCUUGUGGCUGAGAAGAAGAGACAGCGGGACUAAGGAUAGUCUCAAAGUGUUAAAAUAAGGGUGUGACGGGGCCUAAAAGGAAUAGGCAUCAGGGAAAGAAAAAGAGGAAGGAAAAGGCAGACUGGGGCAGAGAGAAAAGAUAGUAAAAGAAGGAUGUGUUUCACGAACAAUCAGGCGCUGCUGCCGCCUCCUAAAACAAAGGUGAAGCAAUGAGGAUUAUGGGACUUGUAGUUUUACAGGUUGGAAAACGGCGGAAAUCGCGCACAAGCGCAGCACCUGUUUUCAGCUGCGCAUGCUCUUUGGCCUCGGGAGCACGCCGCCCGGGGCGGGGGGUGGAGCUUGUUCGCGUCCUCGCGCCUUUUCUUCGUGGCGGGAAAACUGGAUCCAGGUUGUAGGGGCUUGCAGAAUCGCUGCAAGUGCUCACUCUACUGCUCUCGUUUAGGUCCUCCUCGCUCCAGAAGCUUUUAAUAUUCGUUAUUGUGGAAGAAUUUGUCUGAAACAGAGGAGCAGUGUCAGCAAGUGAUUCUCUGGCUUUCUAUUCUCUAUUGAUCAGAGGCAAAGGAAGGUAGCCUCAGAGCUGAAAGAUGACAACAUUACAAAAUAAAGAAGAAUGUAGGAAGGGACCAAAGAAAUCCUUUGCCCCGCCUGCACAAAAAUUGCAUAGACUGAUGCCCUCUAGCCGUAACUCACUCAAAGAGGACACUCUGAGGAUCAAUUCCCCAGAGUUAGAGGCCAAGCCAAGCCUGCCAAAGGCCAGGUUAGAGAAGAAGAAUGAGAAAGCAACCACAGAGAAUGGUCAAGGCAGUGGCCAAGAGAAGAAAGGAAAGGAUCUAUACAACAAACAAGCAGAGAAGAAAGCAGAAAAGGAAGGAGCAAGUCUUACCAAUGCAGAAUUUGAGGAGAUUGUUCAGAUUGUGCUGCGGAAGUCCUUACAGGAGUGCUUGGGGGUAGGAUCUGGCCUUGGUUUGGCAGAGAUGUCCUGUGCCCAGCCCAUAGCAUGUACCCAAUCAGACAAGGAACCAGAACUUACUUCAAUGACUGUUGAUAAUGAUAAUGCUGAUGGGCUAAUUGUGCCUCAUACUCCAGAGAUUUCAGCAUCACAGGAAAAUGAAGUUGUCCCUGAGAUAAAUGCAUCUAAGCCAGGCCAGCCAGAUCCUGCAUCUUCUGAGAAGAAAUUCAAUAAACUCUCCUUAAACAAAAGAAAGAUGGAAGCUCAAAAUGAAAAACUGGAGAAACUCCAGGGCAAACAUGAGCACAGACAGAAAGACCAACCAAAGAAAACAGCUCGGAAUCAUUCUCAGAUCAGGGACCAGCAAAAAGGAGAGGGAGGUGGUUUUGGUCAGUGUCUAGUCUGGGUCCAGUGUUCUUCCCCGAACUGUGAGAAAUGGAGGCGGCUGCAUGGAAACAUCGACCCCUCUGUUCUCCCAGAAAAUUGGUCCUGUGACCAGAAUACAGACUUGGAGUAUAAUCGCUGUGAUAUUCCUGAAGAGACCUGGACAGGACAUGAGAGUGAUGUGGCUUAUGCCUCCUACAUCCCAGGAUCCAUCAUCUGGGCCAAGCAAUAUGGCUACCCCUGGUGGCCAGGCAUGGUAGAAUCUGAUCCUGACCUGGGGGAAUAUUUUCUUUUUGCUUCUCAUCUUGAUUCCCUACCGUCUAAGUACCACGUGACAUUUUUUGGAGAAACAGUUUCUCGUGCUUGGAUCCCAGUCAACAUGCUAAAGAACUUUCAGGAGCUGUCCUUGGAGCUAGCUGGAGCGAAAAAGUGCAGGAACAAGGACUGCAGCCAGAAACUGGGGGCAGCUCUAAUUAUGGCUCAAGCGGCAGAACAGAUCAGCAUUCAGGAACGGGUUAACUUAUUUGGUUUCCGAAGCCGGUACAAUGGACUUGACAGUGCCAGGGAAGGAAAAGACUUAAUGCUUUCUGGGCCUAACAGCCCAGAUUCCUACUUGGAGAAAGAAGAGGAAGUAGAGUCAGAGAUGGAGGAGGAAGAAGAAAAAAGAGCACUAAGAAAAAAUUUAAAGCUCCCCAAAGCAAGUCUUUGGUAACCAGCUUGUCUAAGGAAAGAGAAGCUAGAAUGGUGCCAAAGGGCCUGGCCCCACCCACUCCUAGUCAGGUCCAUCUCACGGUGGAGAAAGAAAGGCCUGGGCACCAGGAACCAAUGCAUCGGG
Messenger RNA from Trichechus manatus latirostris (Florida manatee), 2298 nucleotides. It is a transcript of the gene ZCWPW1, whose product is annotated as zinc finger CW-type and PWWP domain containing 1. The record is from RefSeq and is a predicted model, not a curated record. Gene Ontology annotation, cellular component: nucleus. Gene Ontology annotation, molecular function: zinc ion binding. The transcript has 16 exons. NCBI's taxonomy places the organism in Eukaryota, Metazoa, Chordata, Mammalia, Sirenia, Trichechidae. Bases 715 to 2175 code for a protein of 486 amino acids.